AAGUUAAAACCUUCUCCUUUACUUCCCAGGGAAGAGAAGACACUUCAUCUUUUCCCCUCCCCAGCCUUUUCCUUCUAUCCUCGAUCCUUUCCCAAUCCGUAGAUGGAUCUCCCCGACGGAGCUGCCGACGCCAUUUUCGGCGACCUCUGCCUCAAUGCCCCCGCGGAUCCCCUCAAUUGGGGCGCAGUAGCGGCGGCGUCGGCGGGGAGCCACCUGGAGGAGGUGAAGAGGAUGACGGAGGAGUUCCGCCGGCCGUCGGUGCGGAUCGAGGGCGCCGCGCUCACGAUUUCGCAGGUGGCGGCGGUGGCCGCCUCGGCGGAGGUGAAGGUGGAGCUGUCGGAGGCGAAGAGGGAGGGCGUGCAGGCGAGCAGCCGGUGGGUGGUCGACAGCUUGAGCAAGGGCAAGGACAGCUACGGCAUAACCACCGGAUUCGGGGCCACUUCCCACAGGAGGACCAAGGAAGGCGUCGCCUUGCAGAACGAGCUCAUUAGAUUCCUCAAUGUCGGAAUAUUCGGCUCCCUGCUAGACGCUGGCCACACGCUGCCGUCCACCGCAGCCAGGGCGGCUAUGCUCGUCCGCAUCAACACGCUUCUCCAGGGCUUCUCUGGGAUCAGGUUCGAACUCCUUGAGGCCAUAGCUAGCCUCUUGAACUCCGGCGUCACCCCUUGCCUUCCCCUCCGGGGUACCAUCACCGCCUCAGGCGAUCUCGUGCCCCUUUCCUACAUUGCUGGACUCCUCACCGGCCGUCCUAACGCCAAGGCGCUCGCGCCAAGUGGUGAGCCCAUCGACGCGGCUGAGGCCUUCCGCCGUGCCGGCAUCACCCACGGCUUCUUCGAGCUGCAGCCCAAAGAGGGCCUUGCGCUGGUCAACGGCACGUCCGUCGGCUCCGGCCUCGCCUCACUCGUGCUCUACGACGCCAACAUCCUCGCUCUCCUCGCGGAGGUGCUCUCCGCUGUGUUCUGCGAGGUGAUGCAGGGGAAGCCCGAGUUCACAGAUCACUUGACCCACAAGCUCAAGCACCACCCGGGGCAGAUCGAGGCGGCCGCCAUCAUGGAGCACGUCCUCGCCGGAAGCGCCUUCCUCAAGCUCGCCGAGAAGCUCCACGAGCAGGACCCCCUACAGAAGCCGAAGCAGGACCGGUACGCCCUUCGCACAUCCCCCCAAUGGCUCGGCCCUCAAAUCGAGGUCCUCCGAGCUGCCACGCGCGCCAUCGAACGCGAGAUCAACUCCGUCAACGACAACCCCCUAAUCGACGUCUCGCGCAACAAGGUCCUCCACGGUGGUAACUUCCAGGGCACACCUAUUGGCGUCUCCAUGGAUAACGUUCGCCUCGCCGUCGCCGCCAUCGGUAAGCUCAUGUUCGCACAGUUCUCCGAGCUUGUCAACGACUUCUACAACAACGGCUUGCCCUCCAACCUCACGGGCGGUCGGAAUCCCAGCCUCGAUUACGGCUUCAAGGGCGCCGAGAUCGCCAUGGCCUCCUACUGCUCCGAGCUCCAAUUCCUCGGCAACCCUGUCACUACGCACGUGCAGAGCGCGGAGCAGCACAACCAGGACGUGAACUCCCUGGGGCUCAUCUCUGCCAGAAAGACGGCGGAGGCUAUCGACAUCCUCAAACUAAUGUCCGCCACCUACUUGGUUGCCCUCUGCCAAGCCAUCGACCUACGACACCUGGAGGAGAACCUGAAGAACGCCGUGAAGAACACUGUCAGCCAAGUGUCCAAGCGGGUGCUCACCACCGGCCCCACCGGCGAGCUCCACCCCGCGCGGUUCUGCGAGAAGGACUUGCUCACGGCCGUCGACCGCGAGCACGUCUUCAGCUACAUCGACGACCCCUGCAGCUCGACUUACGCCUUGCUGCCGAAGCUGAGGGCGGUGCUGGUGGAGCACGCGCUCGGCAACGUCGAGAAGGAGAGCGAGCACAGCACCUCCAUCUUCCAAAAGAUCCUGGAUUUGGAGGAGGAACUCAAGGCGGUGCUGCCCAAGGAGGUGGAGGCAGCCCGGGCCGCUGUCGAAAAUGGCAGCGCAGCUAUAGAGAAUCGGAUUAAGGAGUGCCGGUCCUAUCCCUUGUACUGCUUGGUGAGGAAGGAGGUCGGGGCGGCGUUCCUCACAGGGGAAAAAGUGCGGUCCCCCGGGGAGGAGUUCGAAAAGGUGUUUUCGGCGAUCAACGGAGGACUUCUCGUCGGGCCUCUUCUCGAGUGUCUGAAGGAGUGGGAUGGUGCCCCACUUCCCAUCCGUUAGGAAAUCGGUUUGUGAAACUAGUCGUGUAAGUGUUAUUGUUCCAUUCUUCCCAUUGUCGUCACCCUAAGAGCAUCCAUAAUAAUGGGAGCUCCUUUGUGAUGCUCUAAGAACAUUUGUUAUUUUUUUUUCUCUGUAAUUCUCUGUAACUUGUUCCA
Molecule: messenger RNA, 2396 nt
Organism: Zingiber officinale
Lineage: Eukaryota; Viridiplantae; Streptophyta; Magnoliopsida; Zingiberales; Zingiberaceae
Product: phenylalanine ammonia-lyase 2-like
Exons: 2
Coding region: 103-2241 (712 amino acids)
Biological process (GO): L-phenylalanine catabolic process
Cellular component (GO): cytoplasm
Molecular function (GO): ammonia-lyase activity
Source: RefSeq, a predicted model, not a curated record